Anopheles cruzii is the source of this 1694-nucleotide messenger RNA. RefSeq names its product probable cytochrome P450 6a14. The coding region runs from base 1 to 1515 and encodes 504 amino acids. Lineage: Eukaryota; Metazoa; Arthropoda; Insecta; Diptera; Culicidae. Gene Ontology annotation, molecular function: monooxygenase activity; heme binding; oxidoreductase activity, acting on paired donors, with incorporation or reduction of molecular oxygen. The transcript has 2 exons. The record is from RefSeq and is a predicted model, not a curated record.
AUGUUCGGGGUACUGUUGGCGCUCGCGGCGACAGCCGCAGCGCUGCUCUACUACUACGCCAGUCGCAGCUUCCGCUACUGGACUGACCGUGGCAUCCCGCAGCUCGAGCCAACGCUACCGUUCGGCAACAUGCGGGGCAUGGGCAAGGAGUUCAGCUUCAACGAGCUGCUCGAUCGUGCCUACCGGCGUUUCCGCGACCAAUCGCCGGUAGCCGGACUCUACUUUCUCACCAACCCGGUGCUGAUCGUGAACGAUCUCGAUGUGGCGAAGCAGGUGCUGGUGAAAGACUUCGGCAGCUUCCACGAUCGCGGGCUGUACGUGAACGAGCGGGACGAUCCGCUGUCGGGCCAUCUGUUCUCGAUCGCGGGCGAACGGUGGCGCUAUCUGCGCCACAAGCUCAGCCCAACGUUCACGUCCGGCAAGAUUAAGGCCAUGUUCGGGACGAUCCGCACGAUUGGCGUAGAGUUUUUGGCUGGCGCUGAGCAGUACAUCGACCGCGGCGUGCCGAUCGACAUCAAGAAGCUGAGCCAGUGCUUCACCUGCGACGUGGUGGGCUCGUGUGCCUUCGGCUUGGAGUGCAACGCGCUCAAGAAUGGCAACGCGAAGCUGCUCGAGGUUGGCAACAAGGUGUUCCGCCAGACACCGCUGCGCAUGAUGUACUCGAUGGUUCUGUCGGCACUUCCGCGCCUUUCGCGUGCCCUACGCCUUCCGCUGUUCCCGCGGGACGUGUCCUCGUACUUUAUGGGCGUGGUGAGUGAAACGGUGGCGCACCGUGAGCAACACGGCGUCGAACGGUCCGACUUCCUGAACCUGCUGAUUCAGCUGAAAAACCGAGGCACGGUGGAGGACGGCGGUGACCACGCCACCGAGAAGCUCACCCUGGACGAGGUGUCCGCUCAGGCGUUUGUGUUUUUCUUCGCCGGCUUCGAAACGUCAUCGACCACACUCUCGUUCGCGCUCUUCCUGCUCGCCAGCCACCCGGAAGUGCAGGAGCGGUGCCGGAAGGAGAUUCUGGAGAAGCUGGCCCACGGCACCGACGAAGGGUUGAUCACGUACGAGGCACUCAAAGAGAUGACGUACGUCGACCAGGUGAUCAAUGAGACGCUGCGUAUCUAUCCGCCGGUCGGGCAAUUGAUGCGUGCCGUAACGCAGACGGUCCACCUCGAGGCAGCCAACUUGACGCUCAAGAAGGGUGACAUGGUGAUGAUACCGAUCUACUCGUACCACCACGAUGCGGAUCUGUUUCCCGAGCCGGAGUGCUUCAGGCCGGAGCGAUUCGCACCGGAAGAGGCUGAGGGUCGCCAUCCGCUUGCGUUCCUGCCGUUCGGCGAAGGUCCACGCAACUGCAUCGGGAUGCGAUUCGGGCUGCUGGAGGCAAAGUUCGGGGUCGUGCAGCUGCUCAGCCGGCUACGCUUCACCGUCGAUCCGCGCACCGAAGUCCCGCUGCGGUUGGCCAAAAACACCGGAUUCCUCCAGGUGGACGGCGGCAUUUGGUUGAAUGCCACCAGGGCGUGAGCGAGCGAUAUAGUGUUUGCAUAUAUAGUGCCAUAUAGUGAUUGGAUUCUAAGCUACCGAUUACUUGACUUGACUUAACUUCGUUAUGGAAAUUGUAAACAUUUAGUAAAAAUUUUUAAAUUUAAGAAACGGGACGCUAAACGCUUGCGGAAAACUCGGAAACUUAAAAUUAAAAAUUC